Molecule: messenger RNA, 807 nt
Organism: Myotis brandtii (Brandt's bat)
Lineage: Eukaryota; Metazoa; Chordata; Mammalia; Chiroptera; Vespertilionidae
Gene: CRLF2
Product: cytokine receptor-like factor 2
Exons: 6
Biological process (GO): cytokine-mediated signaling pathway
Cellular component (GO): external side of plasma membrane
Molecular function (GO): protein binding; cytokine receptor activity
Source: RefSeq, a predicted model, not a curated record
AUGAUCCUUGCGCUCCCGCCUUGGGCACCCGCCGUGGUCUUCGUCCUGGCACAUCUCAUAGGAGCUGGGGGCGCGUUCGAACAUCAGAUCAUCAACUUUAAUUUCGAAACCGUGCAGGUGACCUGGGACGCCAACCAGCCCCCGGGGACCAACUUGACUUUUCUCUACGGAUUUAAAGGGAUGCCCGUCAGUGAAUGCUCCAACUACCUCCUUCAGGACGGACGUCGGUCUGGCUGCCUCCUAGUGGCCGAAGGCGAUACGAUUCUCAACUUUUCCAUCUGGAAUGGGACCCAGCACCUCAAGAACAGGAGCCUAUGGAUCGCCGAUUACUGUAAGUGCCACCCAGAGGGAAAGCAUUGCCUGUUCUCCUCCCCGAUCGAGGGCCCCCCGUGCUCACCCCAACAAGGAAGACGCCAGCCUUCCGGAACAUUCCACGGCCAAGAAACUCAUCCAAAGGCAGAAAUGACCUGCAACGUGACCAUCCAGGACUUGGAUGCUGAGAAGUGCUACUCCUUUCGAGCCAGAGUGACCACCACGGAGCCCACCUAUCCAUCCCGCACAACCUACCCCAGCGACUGGUCGGAGGUGAUCCACCAGCAGAGGGGGCAGCCACAAGAUUCGUGCCAGGAGGAAAGGGUCUUCCCCAAACCCGUUCUGAUUUACGGCCUGGCCGCCCUCCUGCUCCUCCUCCUCCUCCUCCUGUGUGUGUGGAAACUCCAGAGAGUGAAAAGGCUGCUCAUGCCCAGUGUCCCGGACCCCAAGGCCACCUUCGCGGGGCUGUUCGAGUCCCACCAGGGGAACUUCCAG